CCGAUGGGGCCCUGCCAGCGGCUCUGAGGCGGGUCAGAGCCUACGGUGUCCCCCGUGUUGCCUGGUGCCCACAAAUGGGCAGAGCCUGGUGCCGCCGUGUGGGGCUCUGGGGUGCCCUUCGUGAGGCAGAAGGACCCUUGGGGUGUGGGGGUGGGUCUGGGAGCCUGGGUGCAGCCGUCCAUACUUGUCUCUGCCACACACCCAUCUCCUUGUGGAUGGAGAUGUGACAGGCUCACAGCACCCCCCCCGCCCAGGGUCGAGACCCCAGGCGGGGCCACGGCGGGUGGGUGACGCGCAGUGGUGGCUGCAGGCCCAGCAGCUGCAGCAGGGGGUUGAGCCUGUGUGGGGAGAUGCAGCCAGGCGCCCAGGCAGGAAGUGAGCCGGGCGGAGGGCUACACAAAGGUGCUGUGCCUCACGGUGCCUGCGCUGCCUGCUGCCCUGGACCGCGGAGGAGGCACCCACGCUCCGGCCUCAGUAAGUGCCUGCUCUGACCUCCAACCUGGCCUGGGCCCCAGUGCCCAGAUCGGGGCAGACUGGCCACCUCCAGAGACACCACCCGGCUCAGGCUGCUGGACUGAACGGCUGUGCUGCCUGGGGUGCCCCCCACCCGAAGCAGCUCUGCUAAGACUACAGGAAGCAGACGCCCAGCGACAGGCAGGGACGGCUGGUGGGAGGGGUGGAGAGCCAGGAGAGGUGGAGUCGGAGGAGCAGCAGCCAAAGCAGCCCCGGGGCCAGCCACUGCCCCCCCCCCCGCCCCUGCCGCUUUCUGUCCCCUCGUAGUGGAUGGUUGGGGGGCAUCUCCUGAGCCAGGAGCCAGGCCCAGACAGGACAUGGCAGCAGGUGAGCCUGUGGCUUGUGGCUCACCAGACUGGAACCUCCCGGUGUCAGGUUUGAGCUGCAGGGACCAUGGCAGGGCCUUGGCCAGGUCACAACUGGCCUGCCCCUCCUCAUCAGCCAUGCCCUGCCUCACAUGUCAUGUACCCACGGGGCAGGCAGAGCACACUCACACCAGGACCCCCUUGGCAGGGGCAGAAGGGGGGGCGCUGAGGCCGCGUCCCCUUGGCCUCCGUAGGAGGGAGGGGCUGCCAAGCCCUGGGGUUUCCUGUGUGCUGAGUCAGAGCGCCCAAGGGGGACGGGGCCGUGGCAGCAGGAGGUGCAGAAGUGGGGCUGCCAGUGGGUGCCGGGUCCCUUGGCCGCAACACCCUGAUCUCUGCCCCCAGGCCUGUCCACGGCUUUGCAGGAUGAGGCCACAGGGGUCCUCAGCCUCUCCUGCCCUCUGGGUCCUGGGGUGCCUCACCCUGCUCCUCUGGCUGUGGGUGCUGUGCACAGCCUGCCACAGGAGGCGGGCAGGGAGGCAGGUGUCCAGGCUGCAGGGCAUGCAGGGCGGUGGGAUGCCAACGAAAGCGGUGAGUGCCAGGUAUCCCCAAGGCCAUGCUGGGGCUGGCAGGGGACUAACUGGCCGUCCUUGCCCCCAGUCACUGCUGAGACCACCCCACCUCUGCUCCCUCAGCAAGUCAGACACUAGACUGCACGAGCUGUGCCGAGGUCAGCCCUGCAGCAGAGCCCCGCGGCCUGCCAGCGUGGAUCUCCUGUGCCCACAAUGGCUAGAGGUGUCCAGAGGCAAGACCAGGCCCCCAGAAGCCUUCUCACUCCAGGAGCUGCCCGCAGCCGUGCCCUUCACCGACCCCGAGGCCACUUAUUCCAACGUGGGGCUGGCUGUGAUCCCCAGAGCCAGGCUGGCAUUCGGCUCUGGGGUGUGGGUAGGGGCACACAGCUGUGCCAGGCUGGGGCCUGAGGCCAGACCGGUGGCGUCUGAGUAUGCCUGCAUCCAGAAGCUCAAGGGGACAGGCCAGGUCCCCCAGGGCCUGGGGCAGGGGCGUGCUGAGGUCAUCCCAGCCAAUCAGGUGGACAGCCUGUACUCCAAGGUCAGCAAGCCUAAAAGGAGGGACCCCGGACCUGCCUCAGACCAGCCAGACCCCAAGGGUGGGGGCACAGUUUUAGCUCUGGGGGGUGACCUGGCCUAUGACGCCCUCCCACCGAAGAGCGUGGGUGUGAACGGGAGCUUCCUGGAAAACGUGUAUGAGAGCAUCCAGGAGAUGGGGGGCCCUGGAGCCUCCAAGCUCUAGCUCUUGGCAGGAGGGGCCAUAGGCCGGGCAUGGAGACCCCCUGCUUCCUGUCUAAUCCUGCCGGGGGAGCCUCCCUCGCCGGCUCCAUGAACUCCCUGCCUCCAGAGCGGGGUGCACCCCCGACUUCUCCUACACACACAGCGGCCGGCACGGGUUCCAGAGAGCAGGGCUGCCAGCCUGGUCCUGGCUGCCACAGCCUUUCCAGGGCAGCGUCUCAAUAAACCCCCCCGGCUCCCGGAGCCGGAGCCGCAACACC
Messenger RNA from Sus scrofa (pig), 2382 nucleotides. NCBI's taxonomy places the organism in Eukaryota, Metazoa, Chordata, Mammalia, Artiodactyla, Suidae. The record is from RefSeq and is a predicted model, not a curated record.